UGCCGCCCCGCCGCCGCCGCCGCCGGGGACACCGGUCACCUCCGCGCCCCCCGCCCGCGCCGCCCCCGCCGCCUCGGGCCCAGGCGCCGCGCGGACUGGGCAGCUGUCUGCGCCCCGCCGGGCUCCAGGGCUCCACGGUAUAAAAGCAGUACCAAAAGACAUUUCUUCAAAUUUGCAUCAAGAUGGAAACCUUUUGCCUCAGGGCAUCCUUUUGUCUGGCACUGGCAGGAUGUGUAAUCAGCGAUAACCCUGAGAGACACAGUACAAAUCUAAGCAAUCUUGUGGACGACUUUACCACCUUCCGUGGGACAGAACUCAACUUCCUGGUUACCACUCAUCGACCCACUAACUUGGUCCUCCCCAGCAAUGGCUCCAUGCACAACUAUUGCCCACAGCAGACUAAAAUUACUUCGGCUUUCAAAUACAUUAACACUGUGAUAUCUUGUACUAUUUUCAUCGUGGGAAUGGUGGGGAAUGCAACUCUGCUCAGGAUCAUUUACCAGAACAAGUGUAUGAGGAACGGCCCCAAUGCACUGAUUGCCAGCCUUGCCCUUGGAGACCUUAUCUAUGUGGUCAUUGAUCUCCCUAUCAAUGUAUUUAAGCUGUUGGCUGGACGCUGGCCUUUUGACCACAAUGAUUUUGGCGUCUUUCUGUGCAAGCUGUUCCCCUUCCUGCAGAAGUCCUCCGUGGGCAUCACUGUUCUCAACCUCUGCGCUCUGAGCGUCGACAGAUACAGAGCCGUUGCCUCCUGGAGUCGUGUUCAGGGCAUCGGGAUUCCCUUGAUCACCGCCAUUGAGAUUGUCUCCAUCUGGAUCCUUUCCUUUAUCUUAGCCAUCCCUGAAGCAAUCGGCUUUGUCAUGGUGCCCUUUGAAUAUAAGGGCGCGCAGCACAAAACCUGCAUGCUCAAUGCCACAUCCAAGUUCAUGGAGUUUUACCAAGACGUAAAGGACUGGUGGCUGUUUGGGUUCUACUUCUGCAUGCCCUUGGUGUGCACUGCAAUCUUUUACACCCUCAUGACCUGCGAGAUGUUGAACCGAAGGAACGGCAGCUUGAGAAUCGCCCUCAGUGAACAUCUUAAACAGCGUCGAGAAGUGGCGAAAACUGUGUUCUGCUUGGUUGUAAUUUUUGCUCUUUGCUGGUUCCCUCUUCAUUUGAGCCGUAUUUUGAAGAAAACAGUAUAUGACGAGAUGGACAAGAACCGGUGUGAAUUACUUAGUUUCUUGCUGCUCAUGGAUUACAUUGGUAUUAACUUGGCAACUAUGAAUUCAUGUAUAAACCCAAUAGCCCUAUAUUUUGUGAGCAAGAAAUUUAAAAAUUGUUUCCAGUCAUGCCUCUGUUGCUGCUGUCACCAGUCCAAAAGCCUGAUGACCUCAGUCCCCAUGAAUGGAACAAGCAUCCAGUGGAAGAACCAUGACCAGAACAACCACCACACAGACAGGAGCAGCCAUAAGGACAGCAUUAACUGACAUUUUCAGAGGCAUCCAUCAAUAUGCCUUCAAUUCCUAUCAGAGGGAAGAACCAUCACCCAGCAACUGUGUCUCCAGAAAUCCCAGAUCCUUCUUGUGUAACUCGACUGCACCCCUGUGGGGGCCAGAGUGCUCCCCAAUGCACUCCCAAACAGUGGAGAGUGAAAUGGUUUAUACCCACAAUGUCAAGAAAACCUACUUCUUUAAUUUCUCUCGUUUGCAUAGUUUGUAUGUUGUAUUCAAGACUAAAAAUGGGUGGAGAAUGGAGACUGUUGGAUUAAACUAAAAGGAUUUUGCUACUUUGGCAUGAAAAUAGUCUUCAAGUGAAUGACUAGCUUUCAUGGCAGUUCUGCUGUGAGUUCUAUGGGACUGGUCAUCACAGAAGUUUAGCAAUUGUGACAAAAUUUUCUGUCUUUUAAGUCCUUUUUGAGGAACACCAAUGAGCCUGGGUUUAAGUCACUUUUCUUUAAAAUGCCAUUCAAUGCAGGUAUUUUUUAACCACAUACUAGCCCAUAGAUGAGUAUUUGAGCUAGUUUACACAUAUUCUGAUUAAAAACAAUAUUCAGGUGAGCAAUUAGGCUGUGUCUUGUGUAUUUUAUUUUUAGGGUGUGGAUUCUAAAACAGCCAUAUAUAUAUAUAUAUAUAUAUAUAUAUAUAUAUGUAUAGGCACUUAAAGCACAGACUGAUAACAUGUAGCAACUUAAUAGCUGCUUCUAAAAAAUUUCAGAGCCUAUAUUUUCUUUGUUCAUGGUGUAUUGGUAUAGAUCUGGAGUAUAUUUUUGUGUCAAAUUCCAAAAUAAUACUUGGAUCAAAUAGUUCUAUUUUUCACAAACCCAGUCUUUUUAAUGUAAGUUUUUAAAUGUAAAACUAUGUUCAAAAUUUAAAUUAACAUAGUGUUUACCAAUGCCUGACACCUUCAGUGCAAUGUAUAGAGUCUAAAGCAAACAUGCAUGAAGAAGACUGGACAGAGGAUUUGGAAAUUUCCAUUGAGUUUUUGUAAUAGUACCACAUAUCCUUGCAUUCUCUUAAUUUCUUAAUUUCUCCUAACAAGUUAAGUGGCUUUAAGACAUUUUGGGUCAUUCCUUUCUCUGGGUAGGCAACAUAAUUUCAGAGUCGCCAGAUGAGCUUUUCAUGUCAGUGAGAUAUUGCUACUCUCACCAUUAAAUUUUAGUUCUUCGCUUCUCUGAGUUUCCAGUGGGAACCUAAAUUCUCACCUCAUCCCCUAUUCCACACACGGUCAAAAUUUCAAAGGGCCCACAGUGACUUUUGCUGGGCGUUUUCCCAAAUGUUUACAGACUGUGAGUAUGCAAACAAAAAUCUUACUCGGUGUAUGUAUAUAUAUAUGUAUGUAUAUAAACAACUGUAAAUUCAUUUUAACCGUUGUUUUGGUGAUUGUCUCUAUGGAAUGCAUUUGUGUAUGUGGUAUAUGCACACGUGUGAUGGUAUGUGUGAUUUAACCUAAUGCCCUGUGAUUGUGCCAAAGCACAGACUCUGUGUGAAAUCUAGAUGAUUGUUUCAUCACAACAACCCAUGUGGGUCAGUUUUCACAUUUUAGAAUCUCCUGUGUUAGGAAAUUUUGCAACCAUGUUACCAUUGCAAAUAAAACAUGGAAGCAGCAUGCAAGGGAAUGAGCCAUGAGUUCAUCACAACAUGGGGUUUUGUUUGAUUGGUUCGACAAGGCAGUAUUUGGGGUCACAUUGUUCCCUGUGCUGGAGCAAUAGACAUUACACUUUGACGUAUUCUAUUGUUCUGAUCUCAUCUCAUUUUGGUGAUGAGAUUGACAAGUAGCCUGAUGUUUCUUUCAAAUUUUGCCAGAUUUCUGGUGAUGAAUGAGCUGAGCUAAUGUGUUGGGUCAUGAUGUAGCACAGCCAUGAGUAAAAUACAUGAGGUUCCACUUGCUUUCAUUGCAGGGUUAAGUAAUACUGCUCCUUUGUGUGUGUGUCACAUUUAGUUAUGCCACUGGCACAUCAUAUGCAGUGAUAUAAGCCUAUAAUGUAAGCCAUAAAUCCACACCAUUUUCUUUAGACUGUUGUCUUUUUUUAAAAGAUGCUUUGUUUCUUACAUGUAAAAACAUGCAUUUUGUAAAUUCAGAAAGUCAUAGCUUUCUGAGUAACUAUACAAGCCUCCAUGUGCAUUUUGUAUAUGGACCGGUAACAACAGUGUACUGUAGGAAUAUUUCCAACUUCUACCUUUACGACAUCUUUCCAACAAGUAACUUUGUAGAAAUGAACCAUAAGCUAAGGCCCUAAAUUGGCAGCAGCCCAGAAAUGUAAAUAAAAGUUUACAUCAGUUUC
Messenger RNA from Cavia porcellus (domestic guinea pig), 3760 nucleotides. It is a transcript of the gene Ednra, whose product is annotated as endothelin receptor type A. Gene Ontology annotation, biological process: endothelin receptor signaling pathway; vasoconstriction; enteric nervous system development. Gene Ontology annotation, cellular component: plasma membrane. Gene Ontology annotation, molecular function: endothelin receptor activity. The transcript is spliced from 8 exons. The record is from RefSeq and is a predicted model, not a curated record. NCBI's taxonomy places the organism in Eukaryota, Metazoa, Chordata, Mammalia, Rodentia, Caviidae. Bases 183 to 1466 code for a protein of 427 amino acids.